Gigantopelta aegis is the source of this 5084-nucleotide messenger RNA. Its product is annotated as protein kinase C-binding protein 1-like. Gene Ontology annotation, biological process: regulation of DNA-templated transcription. The transcript is spliced from 24 exons. NCBI's taxonomy places the organism in Eukaryota, Metazoa, Mollusca, Gastropoda, Neomphalida, Peltospiridae. The coding region runs from base 182 to 4414 and encodes 1410 amino acids. Gene Ontology annotation, molecular function: protein binding. The record is from RefSeq and is a predicted model, not a curated record.
AGAAAUUGCAGAUGAUAUGGAAAUGCACGUAUCAUACACAUUUUGGUUUAUAAUUCUGAACACACCUUCCGACUGGCAUCAGUCCAUGGACCAUGUCUUGAGGAUGUAAAUGGAGAAGUUAAUGAAAUUAAAAAGGAAACAUAACCGACCGUUAAUAACAGUUUUUAUUAUUUCCUUUUGAAUGCCUCGUAUUAAGAACUGGAAGAUGAAAAGAAACCAUAUUACCAGUGCUGCCAAACAUAAGACUGUGAUGAGUCUAAAGAAAGGAGUGCGUGGGUCAAAGACGAAAGAUGACUCCCCAGUGUCAGGUAAAGGAAUUCGAACCCGCUUGUCAACUGGCACGAUCCACGUCAGUGGCACUCAGACGUUUAAAGAUAUAAAAUUUGCAGACAGCAACUCACAAGAUGGAACCAAGACCCCAUCUCAGAAAGGUCAAGGAGACACAUUUACGGGUUCAUCGGGUCACAAGCAUCGACUAAAAGAUGUACUUGGUGCUGCCACAGAAGGCUGGCAAGGACCUCCGCCAAAAAAGAGGAAAAUAGGCAAGAACGACGGGUCUGGAGAGGACAACAAGAAUGACUACUUCUGCUGGAUCUGCCACAAAGACGGGUUGAUGGUGUGCUGUGAACUCUGCCCCAGGGUCUACCACGCCCGUUGCCUUAGUGUUGACGAUGAUCUCCCGUCGGACUGGGUCUGCCCGGAAUGUGAGAAGAUAAUGAGAGCGGAGUGUAUUGACACCCAGUCAAAGGCCAUGAAGAUGAUCACGUUGGAUAUGCUGUGUUAUCUACUCAAGUUCACACUGGAACGCAUGAAGAGCUGCCCUGACUCAGAUGUGUUCAUUAACCAAGUAGAUCCAAACGAAGUGCCGAAUUACACCGACUAUGUAUUCCAUCCAAUGACUCUGUCACAGAUAGAGAAGAACAUUAAGAAGAAGUUAUAUGGUAGUACCGACGCCUUUUUAGAAGACGCGAAAUGGAUACUGCACAAUUCUUAUGUUUUCAAUGGAAUACACCAUAAGCUGACCUCAACAGCCAAAACAAUGCUGAAGAUCUGCAAACAUGAGGUUAGUGAGAUCGAGGUGUGUCCCGACUGCUACCUCAGUUCCUGCAAGAGGGAAGAACACUGGUUCUGUCAACCCUGUAGGACACCACAUACUUUAGUGUGGGCAAAGCUCAAGGGCUAUCCAUUCUGGCCAGCUAAGGUUUUGCGUGAGGAAGGUGUCCAGCUCGAUGUGCGCUUCUUUGGAGCUCACGAUCGGUCCUGGGUUUCCAAGUCGCAAGUGUUUCUGUUGUCCGAGCAACCCCCCAGCACCAUGCAGAAACGCAGCUCUGGCAUGGACAUGGCAAUGGAGGAAGUCAGAAUCCACACAGAAAAGAUCAGACACAAAUUUGGAUCAUUUGAGUACGCUGAACACCGUAUACCGUAUGACAGCGGCUACAUGUACACGCCAAUGAGGGUGAAGGUGAAGAAGAGGUUGAAGAGUCCCAAGAAAUACCACCUGCUGCCGAAGAGCACUCUGUCGACCGGUGAAGCCAAACCAACCGACAAAGUCUCUGUUCUGUCGAAAACGGCGUCGGCGUUGAAGAGCAAGUAUAGCAGUAUAAUCACAACUCGCCGUGUGUCUGGGGCAAAAGUGAAAACACUGCCGACAGGCGUGUUUAAAAUCAGCCAGAAAGAGGCUGCAGACCCCAAACUAAAGCCGUUUAAUUCUUCCAACCAACAAGAUGUGACUGUGCCGAAACCUCGACUGCCAGAUAAAGAUGUUAUACGGAAACUGGAGGAGAAAAUAGUUCAAAUAAAUGAGGAGAUGGAAGCUGAGAGUUCACACACUGUUGACAAGGCAGCAGUCACCGUGGAAGAUGAUGUUUUGCAAAAAUCGUCUGAUUCUUCAAAAACAGAAACCAAAACAACUGAUCUUCGGAUGUCUAAUGUAGAUAAAACUGAAACCAAAACAACUGAUCUUCGGAUGUGUAAUGUAGAUAAAACUGAAGAAAAACGUGCUGUGGAAGAUAAACCUGAUGCAGAAAGUAAAGACAGUGUUUCCAUGGAUACGUUAGUAAAGGUUGUUAAAGACAGUGGUUCCAUGGAUACGACAGUAAAGGUUGUUAAGGACAGUGUUUCCAUGGAUACGACAGUAAAGGUUGUUAAGGACAGUGUUUUGGAUACUCCAGAUUCAGGCUCGGGGUGUUCCACGCCUUCCAAAUCUGAGUAUAUGAGUAACUUAAAGAAGACCAUCAAUAGCUGCAUUGAGCAGUUGGGCAUCAGUGAGGACAAGCUGGAGGAGCCGGCGGUCAGCUCCCAGAGUGAGGAAGAGGAAGAGGAGGAUUCGGACAGUGACAGCGUGGACAAUGAGGAUGCAGCCACACAACAACCUUCAGACUCAGUGCAGAGGUCUGACCCCAGGGGAAAAUGUUCAGAAAGUGUUACAACUUCAAGCAAACUACCAGACUUGUUAGACGUGUUGAAGCAGAAGUCAAAGCUGUCAGACUCACCACAGCAGACGGCAGACAUAGAAGGAAAUAUGAACAGCAGCAAUUCAAGUUCUAGUGAUUCAGGAAAGAAACCAGAGAAAGAAUCUUCGAGCUCGACAAGUAGACUAGAUGAUGUUGUGGACGUGAGUCGAGGUUUGGAAAAAUAUAAAGCACAUAAUAACACCAGUGAGAAUGUUUGCAGAAAAAGUGUAGAAAAUGACGAGAAGGCUAAACCUGUUUCUGAAGAAGGUAAGAAAGAUGGUAAAAUAGAUCACAAUAUUUCAGAGAGAAAUAUGAAGAGAAAAAUCUCUAGCUGUGAAGACACUGUUGGACAAGACAAAGUAAGCAGACGCGAGACGUCUCUAGAAAGAGAUGACAAGAAUGUCCCCAGUCACAGCGUUGAAGAAGUGAGAGAGAACUUCAAACAAGUUGUUGAGAAGGCAGUGUCAAAGGAGAUCACAGGAGUACUACGCAAUGUAUCAGCCUCCUCUCCUGACGUGUGCAGUGGAAAGGUUACCCCUCACACCAAGUACAAUGUGAUCAAACUGGACAGUGACUUCGAGCCCACUCUCGUAAUGGAAAUAGACUCUGGUGAGGAGAGCGACUCGCGACUUGUGAUAGAUUUUCAAACUGAUACCAAGAAUGCAGCAAGCUCGGCGGGAAAUUCAGACAUUUUGUCAAAUCGUUGUAACGAAGACGACUUCAUUGUGACAAUGAGUGGCAAGGUAAUGGCACCGACGGUGAAACAACUGAUCUCAGCCCCAAACAUUAUUCGUGGUUUUCCAAAGACAAGUUCCUUAUCUCUCCCCACAGAGACGGCGGCGGCCAAAACAUCAGUGUUGUCCACCAUGCUGCAUUCAGUGAAAAAACCAACUGAUAACACUAGCCCUGCAUCAGGAUCUUCAGCAAAACCUGCCAGUUCAGAAGGCGUUCCCAGCUCAGUUGUUGAAACAUGCACAAACAAGCUGGUUUCAUCCCUAAAAGGACCUCUAGAAGAGUUUGUCAGUGACAUUUGGCAGCAAGCCCAAAAUGAGGUCAAAGGUCAAGCUAGCUCCGAGGAAUUGACAGAGUUGAGGUACAUUCAUUCUCAAGAGAUCUUGGAACUGAAGCACAACUUUAAACUGACAGUUGCUGAGAUGAAGGCAGCUUGGGAGGCAGAGAAAAACAAGUUAUUCCGAGAGUUGAAGCGAAUCUUUGACCAGGAAAAAGAGGCGUGUGUUGCUGCAGCAAAGAAAAAACAAUGGUGUGCCAACUGUUCGAAGGAAGCCAUCUACUACUGCUGUUGGAAUACCAGCUACUGCGACUACGCCUGCCAACAGGCUCACUGGCCGGAACAUCUGCCCAGCUGUAUGCAGGCCACUCAGGAGCCGGACAAGACGUCGAAACCCGACACAAGCACCUCGAAAACACUGAUGACGACGAGUGCAGAGAGUUCAACGCUCGUCAAAACCAGCACGUCUCACAGUCAGAGCAGUUGGGCCGAGAAAGAAGAAGCUAUUCAAGCUCAGAAAGCGUUCAAUUUGACUCCACCAGGGAAUGUCCCAACCUUGCAAAACAGUUCACAGUCAGAAGCGUGGAGAAAUGUCCCACGUCAGCAGAUGGCGACCAAUAUUCAGUUCCUGUCUCAGUCUGGGUUCCAGGUCCUCCCACCCCAAGUUACACAACCGAUUAUACAGCUUUCCUCACUGCUGUUAGCUCCGACUCCAGUCACAGGUGCUGACCGGUCAGCCGGGAAUUCCGAACAUCGUUCCGCACGGACAGGUGAUCGCCAACACCAACUCUCUGAUGUACCCGAUGGUUCGCCAGCCACCGCCGCCGCACCAGAUGAACCCAGCGGGAGGAAACCUGAUGCCCCGUACAUCCGUCUUCCUCACACAGAGCGCAGGUGGCCAGCCACUCCGAGGGCAGAAUGUCAUUCCAAGUCAGAUGCAGUUUCAGAUUAGGCCAUCAUUUUGAACCCAGGUCAGAGACCUGACAACCAGAACUGUCGAUCAUUCACCAGACUUGUUAAUGCUGCACUCAGUAGAAGUCGUAAAUAGCGUAUUUCUUGAUUCACAAGUUGUGAAGAGCAUUCGUUUGGCAUAAUAACCCGUGAACACAACUUGUAAACUGGGGUUGAAUUUUUUCUGUCUCAAUCUUCACAACUUGUGGAAAAAAUGGCAGAACAAACACAAAUUGUUAGUUCAGUUAUGAGUUGUGGUGUGACAGAUUGGAGUGACAGUGCAGAUUGUCUAACAUACAUCACCUGAACGCUCUCCAUUUGUUGAAGUUGUGCUCACAAUUUGGAACUUGUAAAUUCACAAUAUUCACCAUGAGUACCAAAUAAACGCAACAUAUGUGUCGACCAGUACAAGGCUUGUUUAAGCUGUUGAUUAUUCAGUUAGUUCAUGGCCUGGGCCCUAAACGUUGAAUGGACCAGGCAGGGCCCAUGCUUAUAUACGUUUUGAAGUCUAAAUUCAAGAUUUUAACAGUCUUCAGACUUAAAGUACGGGAGUCCGGAACUAACAAAAUCUACACACAAAAAUGUAUUUGGCUAGGAUUCAUUAUAUGUUGGUUCUUAACGAUACUGUCAUUUUGUUCAUUCAAAAUUGUUGAUUAAACUAUUAAGUUUUA